AUGUCUUCACCAGCGAGAACAACUCGUGCAGCAACAUUUACAGCUGUAUCAUCUUCACCAAAUAUUACAAUUACUGAUGUUCAAGAUGAUUUUCAAGCAUUUCAAAUGCGUCCAGUUAUACGUGAUUUUAAAUUAUCUGCUGAAUUAUUUGCAUCCAAUGGCGAUAUUGUAUUAAUAUGUGGAAAAAGUAAUCAAGAAAGACAAGGCAUGUUAUUAGUAUCAUAUGAAAUUCCAUCAGCAACAGCAUCAUUAUCAGCACCUAUACGAUUACUUAAAGUAAUUAGAUUAACAAAACGAAGUGUUACACAACUUGAAACAAUACCAAUAUUAAAACUAGCUUUAUUAUUAGGUGAUGGAAUUGUUAGUUUACUUGAUAUUGAUUCACUUGUUGAAAUCACUGCUGUACCAACUACUAAUAUUACUUUAUUUUCAACUUGGUAA
This is a messenger RNA of Rotaria sordida, 441 nucleotides long. NCBI's taxonomy places the organism in Eukaryota, Metazoa, Rotifera, Eurotatoria, Philodinida, Philodinidae. The record is from the annotation of a GenBank genome assembly.